Messenger RNA from Phacochoerus africanus (Common warthog), 4469 nucleotides. It is a transcript of the gene HELB, whose product is annotated as DNA helicase B. Lineage: Eukaryota; Metazoa; Chordata; Mammalia; Artiodactyla; Suidae. The transcript has 13 exons. The record is from RefSeq and is a predicted model, not a curated record. The coding region runs from base 79 to 3327 and encodes 1082 amino acids.
GCAGAGCUGAUUGGCUGAUCUUGGGCGUCUACGCCGUCCGGUUUUCCGGAAUUUGGGUUGAGCUGGGGAAAAUCGAGUAUGGCCUCGUUUAGUCAGCGUGUCUUGUUGAGUCAGCCCUUGCGCGAGCUGCAGGGACCUCUGCUCCCACCCAAGGACCUGCUGGAGGCGGAAGAUGAUUAUCUGAGGGAGGAUGUGGAGGAUGAUGAAGACACGGUGUUUGUCGAUGCUGAGGAACUCUGCAGUGGGGGCGUAAAGGCUGGCAGCCUUCCCGGGCGGCUCCGUGUUUCAAUUUUGGAUGAAAACACUCGACAACAAUGUGACGUGUUUGGCCGUUUUCCAUUAAUGGGGGCUUGGUGGCGAGUGAAGGUACAGGUAAAGCCUGUAGGAUCAAGGAUCUAUCAAGUUCAAGGAUAUCCAUCUUACUUUUUACAGUCCGAUAUGUCACCACCAAAUCAAAAACAGAUCUGUUCCCUCUUUCUUAAAGACUGUAAUGUCUCCAGUGAUAACAGAAUGAAAUUUUUAGCAUGGGUGAAUGAUAGAUCGAACUAUAAAGACCUCAACUUUGAAAAUCUUAGGGAAACAUUACGAGCUUACCAAGAGGAAAUUGGAAGGAAUGGUCAAAAACAAUCUACACAAAAAACACAGGACACAUCAUCCCCAGAUGACAAGGUAUUACUUCCUCUGGAAAACUCAAUUCCAUUUAUAACUGUAAUGAGAGCUUUGCAGUUUCCAAAAAUAAUGGAAUUCCUCCCAGUUCUUCUGCCUCGACACUUUAAACGGCUCAUAAGCUUAGAUUCUGUACAGGUGUUGGAAAAGAUAGAAGAGAUUUUAGGUACACAGCCAUGGAAACUUGGAUUUCAUAAGAUAACCUACAGAGAAUUGAAGCUUUUGCGGUGUGAGGCAAGCUGGACAUCAUUUUGUCAGUGCAAAUCUCUUCUCCAGUUGAUGACCGAUUUGGAGAAGCAUGCAUUACUCAUAUAUUUUCAACUGAAGCGGAUCUGUAGAGAGCAGGGGCACACGUGCAUUGAGAUAGCUGACUUCACUUCUCAGUUGUUAGACUGUAUGUCUAUUCAUGAUGCUUGGCAGUCGCUGAAGUUCUUGAAGGAUAUUGGUGUGGUGACCUAUGAGAAGAGCUGUGUCUUUCUCUAUGACCUUUACCAGGCAGAAAGAGGCAUUGCCUCUUCGAUCAGUGACCUCAUGACAAGGCCACCAUGGCAGUUACAUGUCGAUGUCAAAAAGGUGCUUGCGUCUCUCUCCACCCCAAGACCUGAGAAUCCAGGAAGUGAUGAUAGACCGAAUGAGAGUCAGCCUGAUGGAACAAGGUCAGAAGAGCCGGUGGACAUUCCGAACACCCAGGACCUUGGGGACCAGAUUUGUGACAAUGGUGAAAAUGAAGUUAGGGCAGAAAUCAGUGACGUUCAGCUGGAUCAGGAUCAGGUGGCUGCUUUGGACAUGAUCUGCGCCCAUGCUGUGACAGUCAUAAGCGGGAAGGGUGGUUGUGGGAAGACCACAAUCGUGAGCCAGCUUUUUAAGCAUAUAGAGCUAUUGGAAGAGCGAGAAGUGAAAAAAGCCUGCGAAGAUUUUGAGCAAGACUGGGAUGUACCAGAUGAAUGGAUGACCUUCACCGAGCAAAGGCAGCUGCAGGCAGGCAAGGCUAUCGAAGUUUUACUUACAGCACCUACAGGGAAAGCAGCUGGCUUACUGAGGCAGAAGACUGGUUUUGAUGCUUAUACAUUACAUCAGGUCAACUACAGCUUCUAUAUAUGGGAGAAGAAGACGACCAAGGACAUGCCAUGGAAAUUUUCUUCGGUUAGAGUUCUGGUGGUGGAUGAAGGGAGUUUGGUAUCUGUAGGAAUCUUCAAAUCGGUUUUAAAUUUAUUGUGUGAGCACUCCAAACUUUCUAAGCUUAUAAUCCUUGGUGAUAUUAGACAGUUACCCAGCAUUGAACCUGGUAACUUGCUGAAAGAUCUUUUUGAGACUCUUAAGACAAGAAAUUGUGCUAUUGAACUAAAGACAAACCAUAGAGCAGAAUCUGAACUAAUUGUGGACAAUGCUACAAGAAUCUCAAAACGCCAAUUUCCAACAUUUGAUGCAGAGCUGAAUAUCUCUGAUGAUCCAACAUUCCCUGUCUCAAUACAAGAUAAAUCAUUCAUUUUUGUCAGACUCCCAGAAGAAGAUGCCAGUUCUCAGUUCUCAAAAAAUAAUCAUCACCCUAAUUUAUAUUCUGCGGUUAAAAAUUUACUCAAAGAAAAGGACCUAGAAGAUGCAAAAACAUCACAAUUCAUUGCAUUUCGAAGGCAGGACUGUGACGUGAUCAAUGCCUGCUGUUGCAAGCACUACACGGGCCAUCUAAUCAAAGACCAUCAGAAUAGGCUUGAAUUUGGAGUCGGCGAUAAAAUUUGUUGUACCAGGAAUGUGUAUCUCUCAGAGUUACUCCCUGAAAAUACCUCGAACGGUCAGCAAAAUGAUGAAGCAGACGCCAGUGGUAAAGACUUGAAUGGUAUUCCUCACGGUUUUGCUAAAAAUAAGCAUGACUUUGAAAGUGGUAUUCGCCUCUGCAAUGGAGAAGUGUUUUUUAUAACAGGGGAUAAAACUGAUAUCACUUGUGGAAAGAAAAGAUUUUUGACCAUUAAUAAUAUGGCUGGCUUGGAAGUAACUGUGGAUUUUGGGAAACUAAUGCAGUGCUGCCACAUAAAACAUGCGUGGGCAAGAACUAUUCACACGUUCCAGGGGUCGGAGGAGAAGACAGUCGUGUACGUGGUUGGGAAGGCGGGCCGCCAGCACUGGCAGCACGUGUACACUGCGGUGACCAGGGGCCGCUGCCGAGUGUAUGUCAUUGCGGAAGAGUCUCAGCUUCGCAGCGCGAUCCUGAGAAAGAGUGUUCCCAGAAAAACUCGCUUAAAACAUUUUUUGCAAAACAAGCUCUCCAUGAGCUGUGCAUCUCCAGAAGCGUUUCCAUCCCCAUCAAAGAGCCCUGGAGACAGCCGGAGACCCCGCACACAGCGGUCAGCAUCCCCCCUCCCUACAGUCCCAGCCGACACGGUGACAAAUGACGUCCCUGGAAGCGAGGCCGCUGCGGCUGGUGACAUGCUGUUUACCGUUGCCAAAGGAGGGGAGUUAGAUUCAUCCGACGAAGUGGAUACAACUGAGGAUCCAUCGCAACUGAGAGGGUCCAAAAGAACGUGCUGCAUGAACGACGAUGAAAGUCCAAGCAAAAUUCUCAUGGUGGAAGAAUCUCCACAAGUAUCUUCCAAGCUUCAGAAUUUGAGACUAAAUAGCUUAACGCCCAGGCAACUUUUCAAACCCAAAACUAAUCAAGAAACUUAAUUUUAUUUCAGAUAGCUUAAAAUAAUUGUCUUUUUUUACCGUCCAACACAAAAUGAACAUCAUAGCUUCAGAGGAUCAAGACAAAAGAGGAUGUCUAUUAACUGGAGUUUUAAGGCGUUUUUGUGAGCAGAUGUUUUAAAUUUAUUUCAUCAAAGAAAACCUUCAUGAUUUCGAUGUGUGUCCUCAUGAGAACUGGUAGCACUGUUCAUAUGUGAAGGGAAAAAAUAUAUAUAUAUAUUUUUUUAAAACUCUGUAUUUUAAAAGUUUUUAGAAUAAUGCCUUAUUAACUUCUAUCAGCAUUGCGGAUGAUCUUUGCCAAUGGGUUGAAGCAACAGUAAAGAUAAACUGAGCUGCAGCUCUUAAAUUAUUGACAUAUUCUAGGACAUUGUAUCUUUUGCAAAGUGGUCAUCUCACAAGGCUGCCACCUGCUCUGUCCCUGCUGCCUGGGCCCACUGCAUCUGGUCCAUUUUCCUGGAAGUUCCAUCUGAGUUGGAAGCUCAUCCUUUUUUGCUUUUGUUUUUCUUAAUUUGAGUUGUAAUUGACACAUAACACUGUAAGUUUAAGGUGUGCAUCAUGUUGAUUCAGUACUUCUGUAUUGCAAUAUAAUUACCGCUGUAGCAUUACCUAGUCUAUCAUGUCAUAUAAUUAUCAUUUCUUAUGAGAGUACAUUGUUUUGAAGAUAUUCUACAUUGGAAUUUUUUUUCUUUAAGAGUAAUUUAUUUUUUGAGAGUUUUAUUUAUUAUUAUUGGUAAAAGAUUAGGAAAAAAUAUACCUGUUAUCCUCCUGCCUUAAAAACAGCCUCACUGAGAUAUAAUUCACACCCAUUUACACAGUUGAGUGGCUUCUAUUAAAUUCACAGAGUUGUGCAACCAAUGCCACAGUUGAUUUUAGAACAUUUUUAUUGUCCUGUAACUCUUAGCUCUAAUCCCUUUAUCCCCUUCAGUCUUAGAGCUGCUACUCUUUGUCUCUCUUGACUUGCCUAUUCCAGACAUUUCAUAGAAAUGGAAUCAUACAACAUAUGAUCCCUUGUAACUGACUUCUUUGACUUAACAUGUUUUCACACUUUAUCCAUGUUUUAGCAUGUCAUAGUGUUUCACCUCUCUUUUUUAAAAGAGUCCAAAAAUUAUGUGGAGUUCCCACUG